AAAAUUCAAUAUGGCAGCCUAUCCGCAUCCGGUAGACCACAUGCCGACGCGACGCGUGACGAUAUUCAUUUUAAGUCCAGUCAUCUGAGAGAUUUGUUCGUGAGUAUUGCACAGUCAAAUUGACGAUGGAUGAUUGUACGCUGCAAGCCGUAAGAAAAUUUUUCGGGAAGUGGUUUGAGCAGUAUUGCAUAAAACAUAAUAUAAUAUUACGGAAACAAGAGUCUGAUAUUUUUAUGGUACAGAACUUGAAAGAAUUGAAGACAUGCGUGAAUCAAAUUGAUACGUAUAAGGCAAAUUUAGACAGCGCAUUAAAGCGUAUACAGUACGAGCAAAGAAAACGAACACGCAAACAAACAAAAAGGACUAAACAGAUAUAUCAUACAGGAUCAAAAAAUUUUAUUUUUACUGGUUUCUCACUAAGAGUACGAUUAUUGAACACAUCUGCCAUUAUUCCUUCUUGUCCAGUUAAUGCAGUUUCAACAAUAUGCAUCUUAAACAAUAUAAAGAGAGGGGAUGAGAUUUUCGAUCAUAUUAUCAAAAACACCGCGAAAGAUGUUGUGGUAACAAACUAUGAGUUAUCUAUACCAUUGAUUUCCGAUCUUUUAAGCCAAUUUCAAAGAAGGCAUAGGAAAUUUGAUUAUAACGGUGUUCUAAUGAGCUUAAUUGAUAAAAAUCCUGUCAGCCAAAAUUUGAAAUGUGAAUAUGAAGUUCCAGUGAAACAAUUAAUGUCUUUCUAUGAGAUCAUAUUUACCAAAGUAGUUCCCCUCGCAAUAUUUGGAAAGUUGAAGAAUCUUAAAAAAGCAAAAAAGGCUUUAAAGUAUCUUUUAACUACACCACGUUAUAGAUCCUAUGAUUUGUGGUUUCUUCUUGAGAAGCUAGAUAUUUCUAGUAUUACGUGGUUAAGAAAUAUACCAUAUCCAGAAACACAGUGGCUUAUUUUAGCAAAAUUUAUUAAAUGGUUCUUUAAAGGAUAUCUCAUAAAAAUAUUAUUCAAACAUUUCCAUAUAACAUCACUUUCUUCGGGCAAUAAUGAAAGAUUAUACAUUGCGCGCUCAACUUGGUUUUCCAUUCAGAAGAAAUUUGUAACUAAAAAAAUACGUUCAAAUGCCCUACAUCCUGAUGUGGAGUACGAUGAAUGGAGUCCACCAAUAGGAAUCUAUAAAUUAUAUCCGAAAUAUUCUGGUGUACGUCCUAUAUUAGUAUCAAAACAUGAAAAGAACGAUGAACAUAAUUUGUAUAUAAUUCACACGUUUUUAAAACAGUUAAAAAUGACUGCGUAUGGAUUCAGUAAUUUUCAAGAGGAUUGGAAAUCAAUUGUUCAUUAUACACAUAAUUCAAAAAUUCAAAAACCCUAUCUUGUAUCCUGUGAUGUAAUGGAUGCAUUUGGUUCUAUAAUACAAGGAGAUUUGCAUGAUAUUAUAAUAUCAUUAUGUGAACAACUACCAGAAGUUUUAUUACUUCAUUUGUACAUAAUUAAAAGUAAGAGACGUGUAAAAGAUGAUCCAUUAUGUUACAAAGAAUUUUUUUCCAAUGAAAAUUUACAAUUACCUUUGUCUCCUGGGACUUUAUAUGUAUGUACAAAAUCUGCAACGUCUCCUAUCCAAAAAAGUUGGCUAUUAGACAAAAUUUGGGAUUAUAUUUCUUAUCAAAGGUGAAUUACUCGACAAUAUCAAGAAUAUUGUUGAAGAUAUAAUUAGAAUUAUUGAGUUUAGCAACAGAAGAGUUACCAGAUGUAUUAUAAAAUUGUUGAUGAAAUGUAAUGAAAACAUGAGCUAUACAAAAGCAUGUGCAUGGGACAGGAAAAUUAGUAACAUUAUAUGGAUGUCUUAUAAACAUAUCUUUAAGAGGGACAGGAUUUUGCGGAAGUAUUUUAUGAAAGUUCCGUUUAAGCAGGCUCGACACAAACAUGAGAGGUAGAUAUAAGGCUAUUCAUUCAUGAAGCGUCGCAUCCGAGAAGUGACAUUGCUCGCGAUAUACUUUCAUGCAGCGUUCAAUGUAAAAUAAUGGAUGAUCAACUGUGAAGUGACAGUAACUCGCUGUCGUCACGAAUUAUAUUUAUCAUGACACCCUUAAUUCAUAAACACAUAAUUCAAAAAUCCUAUCUUGUAUCUUGUGAUGUAGUGGAUGCAUUUGAUUCUAUAAUGCAAAAAUAAGUAAAUAUAAUUUAAAAUAAAUGUUUAAAGCAAAAUACACAUAUUUUAAUACGUA
Molecule: messenger RNA, 2208 nt
Organism: Megalopta genalis
Lineage: Eukaryota; Metazoa; Arthropoda; Insecta; Hymenoptera; Halictidae
Source: RefSeq, a predicted model, not a curated record